UGGAAAAAUCAGCAGGCAGGUUUCUGCAUCCAUCCUAUAUUGUGCGCAGUGUGUGGACCAUUUGGCUUUCCAUAACUGACUGUCCGGUGAAUGCUGUUAGGAGUUAUCCAGCUUUCCAUAUCCUCCCCACCCCUCGCGUCCAUUGGAUACUAAAAGCCAGCUCUGGUUUUCCAGAGGAAAACAGCUCUCAGGCUUCUGUGCGCGCGAGCCGGAGUCUGGGUCACUUUUCCAGGCACCAUGUUUCUCUUGUUCGUGGUGUUUGCGGCUUUGGUGUUACUUCUUUUCCUCCUUCAUGUCCGUUUUCCGUAUUUCGUGUACGAUGUGCUGUAUGUGCUGAAGGGAAUCCGCGUGGCCAUGAAGAUGAGGAAGUUCCGCAGCUCCACUCCGUGCUACACCAUCCUGGACCGGUUCUUAGACGCGGUGAAGAAACAUCCUGAGAAGAAGUUCCUGGUGUUUGAAGGUCGCUCCUACACGUACAGCGAGGCGGACAGACUGAGCAGUAAAGCGGCCAGGGCUCUGCUCCAUCACACCGAGCUGCAGGAAGGAGACACAGUGGCUCUGUUCCUCGGGAAUGAGCCGAACUUCAUCUGGGUCUGGCUCGGACUCUCCAAACUGGGCUGCACCGCUGCGUUCCUCAACUCCAACAUCCGCGCCAGGUCCCUGCUGCACUGCUUCAGCUGCUGCGGGGCAAAAACCCUCAUCGCUGGGGCAGAUUUGCUGGAAGCGGUAGAGGAAGUACUUCCUGUAUUAAAGGAGCAGGAAGCGAGUGUCUUCCUGCUGGGUGAAAGUUGUGAGAAGAAUGGAAUCAUAAACCUAAGCGAGAAAAUGAAUGCUGUGAGCGAUGAGCAACUACCGCGAUCACUUCGAUCCAAAAUCACCAUGAAGGCCCCUGCACUCUACAUCUACACUUCAGGCACCACUGGUCUUCCGAAAGCGGCUGUGAUCAGCCAUGAGAGGGUGUGGAUGGCCACCUUCCUACAGAAAAUGUCCGGUGUCUGUUCUGAUGAUGUCAUCUACGUGUACCUGCCCCUGUACCACAGCGCUGGCUUCCUCAUGGGCCUGACUGGGUCAAUAGAGCGGGGAAUCACAGUGGUGUUGAGAAGGAAGUUCUCAGCGUCUCAGUUCUGGAAUGACUGCCGGAAGUACAAUGUGACGGUGAUCCAGUAUAUCGGAGAGAUCAUGCGCUACCUCUGUAACACACCCAAGACGGACAGCGAUCGCAUGCACAAAGUGCGUAUUGCCCUCGGGAAUGGUGUGCGUGGCGACACGUGGGCGGAGUUUCUGCAGCGAUUUGGAGACGUGCGUGUCUGCGAAUGCUACGGAGCAACAGAAGGAAAUAUUGGCUUUAUCAACUACAUCGGGAAAAUAGGUGCCAUCGGACGGGCGAAUGUGAUCCUAAAGCGACUUGCACACUUUGCUUUGAUUAAAUUCGACACUGAGAUGGAAGAACCAGUACGAGACUCUCGAGGAUUGUGUGUGGAGGUUUCUACUGGAGAGACAGGACUGCUGGUGGCUAAGAUCACUAAAGUGGCUCCCUUUAGUGGCUAUGCUAACAACAAGCACCAAACAGACAAAAAGAAGCUGAGGAACGUGUUUGAACAGGGAGAUGUGUACUUUAACACUGGAGACCUCAUGAAAGUUGACCAGGAGGGCUUCGUCUACUUCCAGGACCGCAUUGGAGACACUUUCAGGUGGAAGGGUGAGAAUGUUGCUACCACUGAAGUGGCUGAUAUUUUGAUCAUGCUGGAUUUCAUAGAGGAGGCUAAUGUCUAUGGAGUCAAAGUGCCAGGUCAUGAGGGCAGAAUCGGAAUGGCUGCUAUCAUGCUGAAGGAGGGACGGGGCUUCGACGGCUCUGUAGCAUACAAGCACAUUGAGAACUACCUGCCCACAUACGCCAGGCCACGUUUCAUUAGGAUACAGGAGAUGCUGGACACCACAGGCACCUACAAACAGAUAAAGAUGAAACUGUCCGAGGAGGGAUUCAAUCCCAAAGCUAUCCAGGAUAAGCUGUACUUCCUGGACGACAGGAAGAAAACUUACGUCCCCAUGACGGAGGACAUUUUUAACUCCAUAAGCAAUGGACAACUGAGAUUAUAACACACACACACACACACCUCAAUCAAAUGCCUUAAAACAGAGAUGUUUAUUAUUCAAACAUAGGACAUAAUUACAUGUAUAAUUAGUAAUUUUCCAUUAAAAUUUCUGAUUAUAUACAAAGAACAGGAAGAAGGGAAUAAUGUAGCUAAAUCUCUGUAAUACCAAAAAACACAUUAUAGUUAUUUUUCUAUUCUUUUCUUUUAUAAUUUUGUUAAUUAUGUAAAGAUUUACAUAAGCCGAAGCUGAUGUCAGUAAAUAAAGUUUAAUUAAAGAACUGAUGGGAAAAAAUGUGAUUUGUGUAAAGAUUUGAAAUAGCGUGUGUUAAAAUCUUAACACGGACAGGAUCCUGUUUCUUUAACGCUAAAUAGUUUGUAGCUGAGACUGAUUUUGGUUACACCAACCAACCAAACAAAUACAUUUACGCGUAACUUAGACCAGUCUUUAUUCCGCAUGUCUGUGUAAAAACCCGCCACCUGUGACUUGCUAAUUAGUGCUACAAGCAAAGGUAUAAAAAAAAAAAAACACCCACAAAAUUAA
Pangasianodon hypophthalmus (striped catfish) is the source of this 2634-nucleotide messenger RNA. Its product is annotated as long-chain fatty acid transport protein 2. Gene Ontology annotation, molecular function: long-chain fatty acid-CoA ligase activity; long-chain fatty acid transmembrane transporter activity. The record is from RefSeq and is a predicted model, not a curated record. The transcript is spliced from 10 exons. Lineage: Eukaryota; Metazoa; Chordata; Actinopteri; Siluriformes; Pangasiidae. Bases 238 to 2097 code for a protein of 619 amino acids.